AUGGAGCUGGUGUUGCAUGCUGGCAGUGGAAACAAGAAUGCGUUUAAGGCACUCAUUGCCGCUGAAUACAGCGGCGUCAAUGUUGAGCUGGUGAAGGACUUUCAGAUGGGUGUCUCCAACCAUACUCCAGACUUUCUCAAGAUGAAUCUUAUCGAAAAGGUUCCUCUUCUUGAGACUCCUGACGGUCCUGUUUUUGAGAGCAAUGCCAUCGCACGAUAUGUUGCUCGCAUGAAGGCUGACAACCCACUUUACGGAUCUUCACUGAUGGAAUACGCGCACAUUGAGCAAUGGAUUGACUUUUCUGCCACGGAGGUUGAUGCUAACAUUGGAAAAUGGCUGUACCCACGUCUAGGAUUCUACCCAUAUGUUGCUGUGAUAGAGGACACAUUUAUUACUGCCUUGAAGAGAGCGUUGGGUGCCCUUGACACACACCUUGCAUCAAACACGUAUCUUGUUGGGCAUUCCGUGACUCUUGCUGAUAUUGUGAUGGCAUGCAACCUUUACCAUGGCUUCACUCGGAUCAUGACCAAGAGUUUCACAUCCGUGUUCCCUCACGUGGAAAGGUACUUCUGGACCAUGGUUAACCAGCCAAACAUGAAGAAGGUCAUGGGGGAUGUGAAGCAGGCAGAGUCCGUCCCACCAGUUCAAAAGAAGGCUGCGGCACCAAAGGAGCAAAAGCCCAAGGAUGCCAAGAAGGAAGCAAAGAAGAAGGAAGCCAAGAAGGAGGCCCAGAAGCCAGAGCCAGUUGAGAAAGCAGAGGAGGAAGAGGAGGCACCAAAACCAAAGCCAAAGAAUGCUCUUGAUUUGCUUCCUCCAAGCAAAAUGAUCCUUGAUGAAUGGAAGAAGCUGUACUCCAACACCAAGACCAACUUCCGGGAGGUUGCCAUAAAAGGCUUCUGGGACAUGUAUGACCCGGAGGGCUACUCCCUGUGGUUCUGCGACUUCAAGUACAACGAGGAGAACACCGUGUCCUUCGUGACCAUGAACAAGGUGGGUGGGUUCCUGCAGCAGAUGGACUUGUGCCGCAAGUACGCCUUCGGCAAGAUGCUUGUGAUAGGCUCCCAGCCACCUUUCAAGGUCAAGGGGCUUUGGCUCUUCCGUGGCCCUGAGAUCCCCCAGUUUGUCAUGGACGAGGUGUACGACAUGGCCCUCUAUGACUGGGCAAAGGUUGAUCUCUCUGAUGCGGCGCAGAAGGAACGCGUCAGCGCCAUGAUCGAGGACCUCGAGCCGUUUGAGGGCGAGGCGCUGCUGGACGCGAAAUGCUUCAAGUGA
Triticum turgidum subsp. durum (durum wheat) is the source of this 1272-nucleotide messenger RNA. NCBI's taxonomy places the organism in Eukaryota, Viridiplantae, Streptophyta, Magnoliopsida, Poales, Poaceae. The record is from the annotation of a GenBank genome assembly.